This is a messenger RNA of Acipenser ruthenus (sterlet), 2409 nucleotides long. RefSeq names its product GTP-binding protein Rhes-like. The record is from RefSeq and is a predicted model, not a curated record. Lineage: Eukaryota; Metazoa; Chordata; Actinopteri; Acipenseriformes; Acipenseridae. The transcript has a single exon. Gene Ontology annotation, molecular function: GTPase activity; GTP binding. The coding region runs from base 1079 to 1705 and encodes 208 amino acids.
CAGCUCCCCACGGAGUCAGGAUACUUCAGGGCGAAUUUUCCAUUUAAGAUGAGGACAGAUAGAAUGUUACCCCGGAGAUCACCUUAAUGGCAAUGACAGCCCUAGAAAUCCACACAGCAAACUGCCAUCGUGCACAUGUGACACCAGAGUGCUAUGUAAGUGUGUGUGGCAGUUAAUACAAUAAACUACUUAAUACUAUAGUACUGUCAAUAGCAAGACAACCUUUAAUAUCAUUGGAAUACUACAUGAUGUGUGCAAAAUUAAACACAAUCCAUUUAUGAUGUUGUAUACAGCACUCACUGUGCACACACAGACACAGACAUUAGGUGGAUACACAUUUGCAGAGAUUAACAUAAAAAAUAAACAUUUUUAUAUUUAUAUAAGCAGAUGAAUCCUACACACACACACACAACGAAUACUUCCAGACUUAGGCAGUCACAGUGAGCACAAUACAGACAUUAAAAUCAAACUUCAGUAAGUAGGAGCAAGACCACGUUGGGCAGAGCGCAUGCAAAGCAUUCAAGCACAGUGCAAUACAGCCAGCCUGCCUUCCAGGGCAGCGACUUUGUUAAAGAGUAAAUCAGCUGGAAGAAUUAUUACUGCUCAAAAUCACAUCCAGCUACAGGAUUGCUCGAGUCUCCAGAGGACCCCUCCACACACACUCACCUCACUCAGCAAAGCCACUGCCUACUUUUAUAACCUCAGCCUCAUUUGCAUGGAGACCUCCCAUUGGCUAUGAGAACAGAAGCCUCAGAGUCUUGGAAGCCAUGCGGGGUGCUGAUUGGACGAGCCCUCGGAAUCAUGCCGGCUGAAAACAUGUAUAAAUAGGGGCGUGUGCUGCUGAGGCAGAGCAGAGAGACUAUCCAGAGAUAAAAGUAUCGCACUACCUCCUAGCCAGUGCAGCCAGCGCAGAAUUAGCAAGCAACUUCCAAGAGUUAGGAGUUUCAGCCUGAGCUAGCAAACCAUAAAGGAAAGAGACAACCAACUUCUAACAAAGAGCUGGUUAAGCAAGGUGCUGAAGCUAAAACUCCUUCGAAAGCAAAGGCUCUUGUCAAAGAAGUGUUCUCUCUGUGUGGAGAUGUCCCUGGCAGUGAAAGAGAAGACCCAGGUGCGUCUGGUGUUCCUCGGGGCGGCCGGGGUGGGGAAGACAGCCCUGAUCCAGCGCUUCCUCCAGGACACCUUCGAGACCAAGCACAGGAAGACGGUGGAGGAGCUCCACAGCAAGGAGUACGAGAUCAGCGGGGUGUUGGUCACCAUCGAGAUCAUGGACACCAGCGGCAGCUACUCCUUCCCGGCCAUGAGGAAGCUGUGCAUCCAAAACAGCGACGCCUUCGCCCUCGUCUACGCCAUCGACGACACCCAGUCUCUGGAGGUGGUCAAGAGCCUGCGGGACGAGAUCCUGGAGCUCAAGGAGGACAAGUUCACGCCCAUCGUGGUGGUGGGCAACAAGAUGGACCGGGAGGAGGGGAGGCAGGUGCCCAGUGAGGCCGUGCUGUCCACCGUGGAGCUCGACUGGAACAACCGCUUCCUGGAGGCUUCAGCCAAGGACAACGAGAACGUGGUGGAGGUCUUCAGUGAGCUCCUGCAACAGGCCAACCUGCCCAGCCGCUUGAGCCCAGCGCUCAGGCGCCGGAGGGAGACCUUCCCCAAGGACAGCAGCUCCCGGCCGCCCAUGAACAAGACCAACAGCUGCAGCGUCUCCUAAUGCAGUCGCCCUGCGGAUCUGCAGCGAGGGUGAUCAUCUGCAACAGCUGACAGGACAAGCCUGCCCACAGUGUCUUUAACUGAUGGUGUUGCGAGGACAGGGCGUUGAGGAAGGACAGGAUAAAGGCAUGGCUUCAUUCACACAGUGUGAUGAGCUUUGCCUGGUGGUGUGUUUGAGGGUGACGCUGUGUGUGAGAUCAAACAAAUAUGUAAGAGUUGUAUUUUUUUUAAGUCUCCAUGUUAUCAGAGCAUUUGUUUUUAUCAAUUGUAGUGGUGCUAAGGUGGCACCCGAGGUGUUGAGUCUUUUUAAAGUGUGUAACAGGAGGAUUAUGCAGGACUGUGUACUAAGCUUGCUUUAAUUAAAAGAGAAAGCAGUAUAUUUCUCUAAACUGUGAAAGCCACAUGCUGUCAUUUUCCAGAGCCAUUGCAGUGCAUGAAUUGAGUUUACACGUCAAUGUUGUUUAUAUGAGUCCGUGUGCCGUUAGCUUUGCAUGGUUUGUUUGAGCUGCAGUGUUUGAGAAGCGAAGCUCAGCCAGUGUGGUGCAUGUCAGCAGUAUUUACAAGGUCUUUGAUUCAAAUGUUUAUUUACGCUUUCAUUUUUAAACGUGACGUUAAAGUGUUAACAAUGUGCAUGUUUUUCACUUUGUUUUUUAUUUAUUUGUAUUUAAUGUAAUUUCAAAAUAAAAUAUUUAUUAAAAUGUGAAU